AUGGACCGCACGCGGACGAGCGGAGCAGCCGACGCCUCGCGCAAGCGCAAGCGCGGGGCGCUGCAGGACAUCAGCAACAACAGUAAGACGGCGUUGCAGCCGCAGGACGCGUCGCAGCGCCGCGCGAGCCUCGUCAAGAAGGAGACCAGCGCAGCAGAAGAGGCAGCAAAGCCCAAGCCACAGGCGCCACGCGCGUCGACGCGCCGUCGGUCGACGACUGCGACGGGUCUCUCGACGCGCAAGAGCUCUGGGGCGUCGACUACUGGCCAGAAGACGAACAAACGCGUCAAUGGGAGCAAAAAGACGGACGCGUUGCGCGCAAAGAAGCGGAAAGUAGAGGGCAAUGAGACGCAGACGGGGCAUUCCAAGGUCCAGACGAGCAUGUUGUCGUUCCAAGCGGCUGCUGUUGUGAAGGUGAAGGAGAGGACGGACGAAGCGGUGGCGAAGGAGGCGGUGGCGAUUCAGGAGGAGCAAGAAACGGACAGGAAGGUGGUUCAUGACAAGACGGAAGCUGUUGUGGAUGCUGGAAACGAUGAGGACAGAAAGACUUUGACUGAUGAGGAGGUGGAGACGAGUGAGGGGGGACGGGACGAACAGACGCAGGUGGUUCAGGUUGAUCGACAGUGUGGGGGAGACACAACUACGUCGACGACUGCUGCCACGACUGCUGCCACGACUGCUGCAAUCGCUAUUGCUGAGCGACGCGACGAGUAUGCGCCUCGACCGUAUACUUUUACGUACGACCACAAGAGUUCGUGUUUCGACAAGGACACGUACGCUGCGACUGUCCGUGAUAUCGACGCUCCGUCUACAACGACGAGCUCACAUCAGGCAAAGUUAGUGCGGGAGCUGGACAGGUACUACCGGAAACACGAAGUGAAGUACUUGCCCGAAGCGGAUUACAUUGGUACGGUCCAAACGGACAUAAACGAGAAGAUGCGGACAAUCCUGAUUGAUUGGCUUGUCGAGGUCGGCGAGGAGUACAAGCUGGACUCGCAGACGUUUCACAAGGCUGUGAACUUGGUGGAUCGCUGUCUCAAGAAGAUUCGGAUCAAUCGCAAGCAGUUCCAGCUGCUUGGGUGCGCGUGCAUGAUGAUCGCCGCAAAGUUUGACGAAGUCUACGGUCCGAACGUCGAGGAUUUCGUUUACAUAUCCGACCAGACGUACACUGCAGACGAGAUGCUUGAUAUGGAAGCACAAGUGCUCCGCGCACUAGAAUACCGCAUCGCAUCGACCACGUGCUAUGGUUUCCUGCAUCGCUACAUGGAAGCAGGGUGUGCAACGGCCAAACAGCGGUCAUUUGUGUCGUACCUGUGUGACUUUGCACUGUUGUACUACCACAUGGUACGGUACAAGCCGUCGAAGCUGGUGGCGUCUGCUGUAUACCUCGCUCGUGUCACUACGAGCGAGACAGAGGCGUGGACUCCUACAUUGCACCAUGUGACCAAGUACAAUCCUGUAGAUAUUCAGGACUGCAUCGAGGAGCUCCACCGUCUCCACUCGAUCGAGUCUGAGGUGGUUGACUCCCAGCGCGAUAAAGCAAAAGCUGUGAGCGAGAAGUACUUGGCGGACAAGUUCCAUAAGGCCAGCAGCAUUCCAGCCUGCAGCAAGAGCCGGUUGACGGACUCGUUUCCUCAAUACAAGCCUUCCUAA
Messenger RNA from Hyaloperonospora brassicae, 1653 nucleotides. The record is from the annotation of a GenBank genome assembly. NCBI's taxonomy places the organism in Eukaryota, Oomycota, Peronosporomycetes, Peronosporales, Peronosporaceae.